AUCACGUGAUUGGCGAGAGAAAAAUGACAGAUGCUUGGCGUUUGGACACCUUGCCAUCUGAUGUUCUCAUAUUAAUUUUCGAUUAUUGUCAUGCAUUCGAUUUGGUGCGACUCAGCGAAGUGUGCACUCGAUUUUACGACAUUAUAAGCGGAGAAACGCUUUGGGUUAAAAAGAGCAAACAGCCGGUUGUGACGAAUCAAACUUCAAGAAAAUUUCGUGACAGGUGUAAUCCAUUAUUAUGUCUACGCACAAAAUGGCACGUAUCACACAAUUGGCAAUACGGCAGAUACAAGAAGAAAGUCCUCUUCUCGCAGAAAACAAAGCUCAUGCCAUGGAUUCAAUUAACUGGGGACACUUUGUGGUGGAGCGGCGGAAAUCAAUUGUGUGGCCUGAGACGUUCAGAGUCUUUCCAUGAAAACAGACCCAUUUUAGUUAGAGAAAAUGUUAGAAGCGAUAUAUGCAAGUUUAUCGUCAGAAAUGAAUGUAUCAUAACUGGUCACAGAGAUGGAAGUAUAAAAUUUUGGACAAAAUCAAGAUGCAACGAAUAUUUAGACUUUUACUUUAGUAUAGACAGAGCACAUACUUGUGAUAUAAAUGCUAUAGACGAGACUAGCGAUGCGAUUAUGUCUGGCUCUGGUGAUGGAACAGUGAAGGUUUGGGGACCUGUUGGUCAGACAAUCCUAAAUGUACCUUUAACAACUAUAAACAUUACUGACAGGGUGUGGUCUCUUUCUGCAGACCCAACCGGUAGAAAGUUUGCCGUGGGUUCAGCUGGAAAUAGCGACUGUCCACCGCUUCACAUAUUUGAUCUUGAAUGUUACAGCCAAUCUGAUAUACUAAAACACAAUUGGCGAAGAGGGGCGGGGAUAUUAGACAUGGUUUGGGAUAAUCCACAAACUCUGCUUACCUGUGGGUAUGACACUUACGUUCGAAAAUGGGACCUGAGGACUGGAACAUGUGUAUACUCGUGGCCAGAUCCAACAGAUGCAACUUUAUAUUGUUUAUCGUCAGAUUAUUACUAUAGCAUGAUCACGGGAUCUCAAUUUAACUGCAAGGCUGUUCUCUGGGAUCAAAGACAGAAGAGCUAUGUACAAGUUUAUUUCAUGGAUCUCUGCAGAAUGUCAAGUCCUGUUUACUGUCUAAGUUUCGACAGUACUCACUUAUACGGAGCAACAGAUCAACAUUUAGUUGAAUUUACAUUCUCAGGAUAUUCCUACAAAGAAACCAAUUAUAAAGAAAUUCUUAGAUACGAACAAAUAAGGGCGAACAGGACCAGCCCAGACUGGAUUGUAUAGAAUGGACCAACAAUUGUUAAUUGUGAAUCCUUAGAAAAGAAUCUUGUUAUAUUAAUUGUACAAAAUAAACGAUAACCUAGGAUUCGAG
Messenger RNA from Hylaeus volcanicus, 1383 nucleotides. RefSeq names its product F-box/WD repeat-containing protein 4. Gene Ontology annotation, cellular component: SCF ubiquitin ligase complex. Lineage: Eukaryota; Metazoa; Arthropoda; Insecta; Hymenoptera; Colletidae. The transcript has 7 exons. Bases 24 to 1295 code for a protein of 423 amino acids. Gene Ontology annotation, biological process: SCF-dependent proteasomal ubiquitin-dependent protein catabolic process. The record is from RefSeq and is a predicted model, not a curated record. Gene Ontology annotation, molecular function: protein binding.